Exophiala bonariae is the source of this 435-nucleotide messenger RNA. RefSeq lists its product as uncharacterized. The record is from RefSeq and is a predicted model, not a curated record. Lineage: Eukaryota; Fungi; Ascomycota; Eurotiomycetes; Chaetothyriales; Herpotrichiellaceae. The transcript has 2 exons. Gene Ontology annotation, molecular function: oxidoreductase activity. Bases 1 to 435 code for a protein of 144 amino acids.
AUGGCAAAGAAAACUCAAGUCUUCCGAGUAUCGAUAUAUUUAAAGAGGAAAGAAGGUCUCAGUGUAGAGGAAUUCAAUAGAUACUGGAGUGAGAUACACGGCCCACUGGUGCGGCCUUUGAUACAAAAGUAUGGUAUACUCAAAUACACCCAGUACCACACAAGCGACACGUUGCAACAAUCAGCCAUCGAUGCAUACCCAGACCUUAAGUCGCUGAGUCUGACGCCUUAUGACGGCGUGGCAGAAUUUAUUGUCAAGGAUAUGGCGGACAUCAGGAAGUCACAAGAAGAUCCAUUCUACUUGAACGAGGUUCGAAACGAUGAGGCGAACUUCUUUGAUGUGUCUGGGGCGCAUUGGACUAUCGGUUGGGAGGAAGUCUAUGUCGAGGACAAUAAGCUCGUCCCCGAGAGCCAGAUCAGGCUGAACGCCCCUUAA